AUGGGCUGGAGCAAAAAAUCCAAGACCUACAAGAGGGAGCGGGCAAGUUUCAUGGCCUCAGAAUUCGGCACCCACUACGGCAUAGACGGGGCAAAGCUACAGAACUGGCAAGCUCUUUGCCUUGAACUUCAAAUCAAAGAGCCCAUCGACACAAUCACUAAAUGCCGGAAGGCGCUCAGCAAGGUCCAUGUUAAUCUGGUUGACCUUAUCGACGCCCGUCGAACCGGCAAGGCUCCCACGAAAUUUCCGAAUUCCCAGUCGCUUAGGAAAUAUACAGUCUCAGAGGGCAAAAUAUUUCCCAAAGCAGCCGCUAAGGAGGAGGGGUUCCUCAAGGCCUUGCUCCGACGCAUUCUGUAG
Molecule: messenger RNA, 357 nt
Organism: Arthroderma uncinatum
Lineage: Eukaryota; Fungi; Ascomycota; Eurotiomycetes; Onygenales; Arthrodermataceae
Exons: 2
Coding region: 1-357 (118 amino acids)
Source: RefSeq, a predicted model, not a curated record